GGGGCUUUUUACGGCUACGGGAACAGUUGAGAGUUCAACUGCAAGUUUAGAAGAUGCCGCCCAAAGGAAAAAGUGGUUCUGGAAAAGCCGGGAAAGGGGGUGCAGCGUCUGGGAGUGACAGUGCUGACAAGAAGGCUCAGGGCCCCAAAGGUGGUGGCAAUGCAGUAAAGGUCAGACACAUUUUGUGUGAAAAACACAGCAAAAUCAUGGAAGCCAUGGAAAAGUUAAAGUCUGGAAUGAGAUUCAAUGAAGUGGCCAUACAAUAUAGUGAAGAUAAAGCCAGGCAAGGGGGCGACUUGGGUUGGAUGACCAGAGGGUCCAUGGUGGGACCAUUUCAAGAAGCAGCAUUUGCCUUGCCUGUAAGCAGCAUGGAUAAGCCUGUGUUUACAGACCCGCCAGUUAAAACCAAAUUUGGAUAUCAUAUUAUUAUGGUCGAAGGGAGAAAAUAAAAUCAUAUGGCUGAAUAAGUUUUACCCAUUUUGUUUAUUUCUUUCAAAGCUACCAAAUAGUCCUUGUAUUUUUUGAUCUGUCUGUCAGUGUGGGUUACUAGGUAUAAAAUAGCAUGGUUACACUCCAGUGGGAGUUGUCAGCAGUUCUCACAGACAAGCAAGCAGACACCUUUGAACUUGUGCUUCCAUUCCUGCCAGGCUGUAGCUCAGUGUGUCCCAUGAGUUAAUUCUGAAACUGUCUUCAGAAGAGCAAACCUCAGCUUACACUGUUCAUGCAACUGAACAAAUUGGGCAUCAAAUGAAUGAAUUAGCAUAUGAGAAUCAUAAAGUAAGUUCCUGGACACCAUUUUACAAGUUAGUCAACUCGAAUCUGCUCCACUGUCCUAACAGAGUACAUAGCACAUAGUAGCCAUUCAAUAUUAACUCCUUUCUCACUAAAUAAACUUUAUCUGUGGGUAGAAGAAAGCACUCACUUGGUUCUUCAUGGAUUGUUUGAACCAGACUAAGCAGCCAUCACCAAGUGCUGGGUAAAAGGGACAAAUGUCAGUGUGGAACUAUCAUUUCUUCAUUCUCAGUGUGUGGUUUAUAUUAGGACUCCUUUCCAGGACUAACA
Castor canadensis (American beaver) is the source of this 1062-nucleotide messenger RNA. It is a transcript of the gene Pin4, whose product is annotated as peptidylprolyl cis/trans isomerase, NIMA-interacting 4. The record is from RefSeq and is a predicted model, not a curated record. Gene Ontology annotation, molecular function: peptidyl-prolyl cis-trans isomerase activity; DNA binding. Lineage: Eukaryota; Metazoa; Chordata; Mammalia; Rodentia; Castoridae. Gene Ontology annotation, biological process: rRNA processing.